AUGGCGCCAUUCAGAGGGCGUGGUGGGUUCCGUGGUGGUGCAAGAGGCGCAUCCAUGAGCAGAGGCCGCCGUGGUGCUGCGAGAGGCGGCGCAAAGAGAGGCGGAUUUGCUGCCGCGAGAACAGCAGAUCAGGUCGAAGAGUCAAAUACACAAUUUCGCCAGGCGCCCGAGUCGGAGCACAGUCAGCCAGAGUCCUCUGAUGAAUCUGCAUCCGAAGCCGAGGACGACGAAGACAGUGAAGAUGCCCAGCCUGCCUCGGCCAUAUACGCCACCUUGCUACAAUCGAUGUCUGCACGGAAGACCCCUUUCGGCGGGACAGUCGUCGACCCACCACAUGUGUCCCAUCGCAAGAAGCGGAAACUGCACCAUCAUGUACCAGGGCCAGAAGAGGUACCAGGCGCUGCUUUGAUGCCAGAGGAGGGGCACGCACACCCACGUGGGGAUGACCAAGGGUCGGAGACGAAUGGCCCAGCGUCUGGGGGAGAAGAUCAUGAGGAAGAGGGAGAAGCCGAAGACCUGGACGAAGAAGAAGAACAGCAGCGAUUGGACAACACCGAAGAUAGCCCCUUUGAUGCUCAUUUUGCAAAUCCUGACGAGAACGAGUUGGCAGUGCGGUUGAAGCGGAUAACAGAUAAUCAGUGGAUAACGAAGAAGCUGGAUGUGGGUCGAGGAAGAGGCGUGCUUCAGGUACCAGCCGCAGAUGAAAUAGCUCUAUCGCGACGGAAAGUACGUAGCACCCGCGACGUUGUCCUGAAAGCUCGCCUGGUCGAUAAUGCGCAGAAGGUGCUGGGCAACUUCGACGACACAGAACAGGCCAUUGCGCCUUCCAUCUUCGACUACCAGGACCUUCUUUUUGGCGCAAGGACGGUGCAGAAUGCAGGUCGCCUUCGUGAUAUCAUCUGCCUCCAUGCACUCAACCAUAUCCUCAUGACCCGCGACAGAGUUAUCAAGAACAAUGCCAAGCUGGCAGCGGCCACAGACGAUGUUGAUGCCGAGUACCGCGAUCAAGGCUUCACGCGGCCGAAGAUACUGUUUCUCCUCGAGACAAAACAGGCCUGCGUGCGUCUCCUCGACUCCAUCACGAAGCUACAUGACUUUGAACAACAAGAGAAUAAGAAGAGAUUCUUGGAAUCGUUCUCACUGCCUGAGGACAAGUUCUCCGAUGAAAAACCUGCUGACUUUCGCGAGCUUUUCGAGGGCAAUGACGAGAACGAGUUCCGCAUUGGAGUGAAGCUGACCCGGAAGACACUGAAGCUAUACUCCACCUUUUACAACUCAGACAUCAUUCUAGCAUCAGCGCUAGGUCUAAGACGUGCUAUUGAGUCCGGAGAUCCCAAAAAACGAGACUCCGACUUCCUCUCCUCCAUCGAAAUGGUCAUAAUGGAGCAAGCCGACGCAACCCUUAUGCAAAACUGGGAACACGCUGAAUUUGUCUUCGAGCACCUCAACCUACAACCAAAAGAUCCCCACGACUGCGACUUCUCCCGCGUCCGAUCGUGGUAUCUCGACGACCAAGCCCGACACAUUCGCCAGACAAUCGUCCUAUCUGCCUACCUCACGCCCAAAAUCAAUACUCUAUACAACAAAUACAUGCGCAACGUAGCCGGUCGUUUGAAAUACACGCAAGAUUACACCACUGGCCUAAUCGAAACUCUUUCCUACGGCAUAAAGCAGACUUUUCUUCGCUUCGACUCGCCAUCCCACCUCACAGACCCAGAUGCUCGUUUCAAAUACUUCAACACCUCCAUCCUGCCUUCCAUCUCCCGUCUUCCCAAGACCCCAGAAGGCGGUCCCGGUGUCCUCGUCUUCAUACCCUCCUACCUUGACUUCGUCCGCGUCCGCAAUUCCCUUGUCGACUCAGACUUCAGCUACGCCUCCAUAAGCGAAUACACGGAUACAACUGACGUCCGCAAAGCACGUUCGCAUUUCAUGAAUGGAAAACACAGCUUACUACUCUAUACUGGACGAGCGCACCACUUCCACAGAUAUAAUAUCAGAGGAGUCAAACGCGUCGUCUUUUAUGGCGUCCCCGAGAACCCGAGAUUCUACGACGAAAUUUUGGGGUUUGUGGGCAAGACGGUGGAGAGGGGUGAGGUGAGUCGGGCGGAGGCUGGGGUGCGUGUUUGCUUCUCUAGGUGGGAGAGGCUGGAGCUGGAGAGGAUUGUGGGGUCGAAGAGGAUUGUCAGGAUGAUUGCGGAUAAGGGGGAUGUUUUUGAUUUUGUGUGA
Molecule: messenger RNA, 2226 nt
Organism: Plenodomus lingam JN3
Lineage: Eukaryota; Fungi; Ascomycota; Dothideomycetes; Pleosporales; Leptosphaeriaceae
Gene: UTP25
Product: rRNA-binding ribosome biosynthesis protein utp25
Biological process (GO): maturation of SSU-rRNA from tricistronic rRNA transcript (SSU-rRNA, 5.8S rRNA, LSU-rRNA)
Cellular component (GO): nucleolus; small-subunit processome
Molecular function (GO): U3 snoRNA binding; rRNA binding
Source: RefSeq, a predicted model, not a curated record